AUGUCAUCCCACGGAGUAAAUAUUAAAUCAAGCAAUAGUAGUGAUUCUUCAAAUCCAAUGAAAAAAAAAGUGGAAUUAUUGGUUUCGCAGAAACUACACACCGACCAGGAUUUUUUGAAAAUGAUCGAUUAUGUUGCACCAAUGGUGAAUGAAAUUGAUAUUCAUGUGGAACGAAGGUUGAUGUAUGAGUUAGAAGAACGAAAAAUCAAAGCAAAUCGGGAGUAUAUGAAAACUUUUGGACUAGUAAAUGAUCGGGUGCAAAGUUUUGCGGCCAAAGUUAAGCAGCUGAAUAGUAUAUGUCAAGAUAUGACGAAUAAAAUACAGUCAAAUAAAACGAAAACACAAGAUUUAUUAGCAAGAACUGCUGCAUUGCAGAAUGAGAAGAGAACACUUGAGAAAAAGCAAGUGGCAAUUGAUGAUUUCUUGAAUCGUUACUCAUUAACACCUGAAGAGGAAGCAGCUUUGAAAGGUUCCGAAACUGACGGCACAGUUGAUACAAAGUUUUUUGCGGCAUUAGAACGUGUGAAGCAAAUCCACGAUGACAGUAAACAGCUUCUUCGAUCUUCUGGAGAGCAUCUUGCAGCGUUGGAAAUAAUGGAAGAAAUGGCAAAUAAAUUGGAAGAAGCUUAUGAAGUGCUUUAUCGUUCAAUUCAGCGUGAAUGUCGAUUACUUAAUGUGGAAUUCUUAGAACUGAAAGGAGUUUUGGUACAAUCAGUUGCAGCGCUUCAAGAUCGUGAAGUGCUUUUCAAGUAUGCCUUAGAUGAGUAUACUAUGGCACGGAGAAACCAUGUAGUACGAGCAUAUAUCGACGCAUUGACACGAGGAGGUGCUGGAGGUUCUCCCAAACCAAUUGAAUUGUUAUCUCAUGACCCAUUGAGAUAUGUGGGUGAUAUGCUUGCAUGGAUUCAUCAGGCGAUGGCUACCGAAAGAGAACUUUUGCAAACAUUGCUGAAAUUAUGUAGCUUAGAUGGUAUUAUAUUUUUUUUACGAAGUUUUUAUGUGUCUCUUUUAUUGACAUUGGGUGGACAGCAUUAUGACUUGUUGCUUUGUGAGCCUAUUUUGCUGUUUUGUCUAGCACAAGAGAUGGAUCCCACCGAAUCAGUUUUAAAAGAAAACUGCGUCGGUAUACAGAGCCAAAUUUCCGAAGCACUUUGUCGCCCGUUUAAAGUUCGUGUCGAACAGGCUCUUGUAACGGAAACGAAUUGUAUUGUGCUUUAUCGAUUGUCUUGUCUUUUUACUUUCUACCUCGAAACAAUGGCAACGUCUUUGAACUCGGAUUCGUUGUUAAUUCAAACUUUUAAAGAGCUGAAGGAAUUGACAUUAAAUUUAUUUUUUAGUGGAUUACAUUCUGUAGUUCAAAAGCUUGUUGGAAAGAUGGGUACGCCUGAUUAUGAUUUGCUUCCUGUAUCCGCAGUUCAUCAGGUACUGACGUUGCUUAAAGAUGUUCUGGAAUCACAUGAUGGUGCCAUCGCUGCUGUGCCUGAUAAAAAAGAAAAUUUUGAGAAGAUCUUUACAAUCGUUUUGGACCCACUAAAUCAAGCAGUGCAGUUGUCGGCGACGCAACUUCAUUCACCUAUUGAUGUUGCCGUUUAUACUCUUAAUUGUCUUUCCGCUAUAAAUGCUGCUAUUAUACUUUAUCAGUUCACGGAUUCACGUCUUGAAAUGAUUAAAGCUCAGAUUGAUGCAAACGUCGAUGUACUUGUUAGUGAGCAAGCUACCUUCAUUAUAACACAGACAGGACUAAUUGAACUAUAUCGGAAAGCCGCAGCUCAUCAACCAAGCCAGGUUUGA
This is a messenger RNA of Acanthocheilonema viteae, 1791 nucleotides long. The record is from the annotation of a GenBank genome assembly. NCBI's taxonomy places the organism in Eukaryota, Metazoa, Nematoda, Chromadorea, Rhabditida, Onchocercidae.